Messenger RNA from Babesia ovata, 378 nucleotides. Its product is annotated as Chitin bind 4 domain containing protein. The record is from RefSeq and is a predicted model, not a curated record. The transcript has a single exon. Bases 1 to 378 code for a protein of 125 amino acids. NCBI's taxonomy places the organism in Eukaryota, Apicomplexa, Aconoidasida, Piroplasmida, Babesiidae.
AUGCUCCUCUACACUCACGGCCUCACCCCGCCGGAGGAUACAUCGCAGUCCUCACUCUCCUGUUCUAAGGUCACCGCCAAGCUGAAGGAAGUGGUCGCCGGGGAGCCUAUCGCAGGCCUCAUGACCGCCAUGGACCUGUUCUUCCACAGAGUGCGGGAGCCUUUCAUCUACACUGUGUUCACACUGUGGCCCACCGCCACGCUCUACAUCCUCGGAGUACUCCUCCACCGCAUGGACGUCCUUCGCAUCCGCUCGCACCUCCUCACCAUGAAGGUAUCUCACAACAUCGACAUCAAGGCGCUGCUCUCCACCGGCCGCAGGAUGCUCUCACUAUAUCACGACGUCGACAACUAUACAGGAGGUAAAGUGAGAAAGUGA